GGGUGAGUAUGGAUUGAAACGAUUUUUCCGCGAUGGAUACAAAACUGCUGUCGAAGAUCCUAACAGACCAACAUAUUACAGUUCUGAACUCAAGGUAUAUAUAUGAUGCGUUUAUUGCGUAGUAGUUACAAGGGCAAUAUUAAUCUGUGACCUUAACUCUACAAAACCUUUUACAAAACUUGCUAGCUCAUAUGGUCUUGUUGGUUGUUAAAAAAAAUUAUCUCCUAUUCUGUCACCACCUAAUACAUAAGUAUAAAGCUUUCCCAAAUCGGUUUUGUUGAAACACUGGAAAUUAUUUUCAAAGUCCUUACCAUGGAAAUAGUAUAUGGAGUUAGUUAAAAAUGGUAUAGAAAUCCAAUUUUCACACUAAUUGUAGUUUCCAUACUAUGGGUAUAGUAUUGAAAAAGUAUGGAUAUGCUAUGCCUAUGGAGUUUUGUGAUGGAUUUUAUGAUUCCAUAGUAUGAAUUUCAUUAUUUUUUCCAGUGCAAGAUGCUGCCUAUAUUUCCCUUACUAUAAUCACUCUAAAAACAAUCUAGACUGAAUAAAUUUCUCCUGCAUGUUAACAAAGAAAUAACACUUUCACUGACCAGUAUUUUAUUGGUUAAAACAACCAAAAAUUUGGUUAUUUUCACCAACUUUUCGGUAAUUUUGAAGAAAAUGCAUCUGAGACGACCAUCUCAAAUUGGUUAUUUUCACCAGUCUGUAAUUUCUAAAUAUUCUGUUGAUAUCUUAUGCUACAGUAUAGAUACAGUAUUAACUGUAUUUAGAACAGACCAAACAGCCUAUUACAUGUUACAUGUUACAGUCGAACUACUGUACAAGAACCUUCCCGCUUCUGCUUCUGUAAUUUGUUCUGAUUUUCUGUACUUUGUUCUGAUUUUCUGUACGUUGUUCUGUUUUAUUGAUAUAGCGCUACCGAUAAAAUAAGGAAAUAUACGGCAAUCUGUGUUUUUAUACAUGAAGUUGUGACAAAGAAUGCACUUUUCGUAUGAUUCACUGUAUAUACUAACGCAUAAAAGUUGAUAUUAAACUUUUGUGGAAUUUUGACUGUAAUAAAUUUUGUGAUGUACAAUUGUUUAAUAUGAAACUCGUGAAUAAUUCAUGACCGUGAAAGAGUUUGACAUGUAUAUCUGCAAAAUCAUGCUGAUAAUGUUGAAGAAUACUGAUGUUCUCAUCAAGAUGCUUCACAAACAAUUUAUUUCGGAUCGAGUUUGUAUAUCCGGAUACAACACGGCCGCUCAUGGUGUAAAUGGUACUUACAGAGUAGUUUUUAUUUUAUUUCUUUCAAUUGUUUAGUUGUUUGAAGGAAUUGAAUGUGAAUUUCCAUGUCUCUACAUUUAUCUAUUACUGAAUGGUGAGAAUGAUAUAUUGUAAUUCAAUUGCAUUGGUAUCAGCCACUUACUUAUAUUUAAGAAAUGCUUCACAUAUAUUUUUAAGCGUGUAAAUAUAAAAUUGUUUUUCUUCAAAGCUUGGUUUAGUAAUGAUAGGAAUGCUAUUGAGAAGUAUUCUAAAAUGCUCGACAAAACAAUAAUGUGGGAUUCUCAUGAAACAGGUAAUGUUUAAAGUAAUGUUAAUAAACGAGUAGGAGUGUUUUAUCACAUAUAAAACACGACGCGUAGCGGAGUGUUUUAUAUGUGAUAAAACACUCCUACUCGUUUAUAUUAAACACUGUGAUAUUCUUUCGGUAACACCUGUACUGUACAUAGGAAGCAUUAACAUAAUGAUGGCUGACCAUUAGUCGAAACGUCGAUCAGUAUACAGUGUGCAUGGUCGAAAAUUGGCGUAAAUUGUUUAUAUACUAUGCAUUUUUUACAGGUAAACGACAUGAAGACGAAAUCGAUAGUAAGUAAAAUGAUUGACAUGUAGAAAUUUCUGAAAGCAGUGCUUGAUAAGCUCUUGAUCUUAAUGACGAGGCCUGGAUAUUACCUUACAGAUAUUGGUGUUGUGCCAAAGUAUUACUACGUGCCAGAAUUCGCUAUUAGAGAUGAGCGGAAGGAGCCUGGAAGUCAAGAGAAAAUGCCUGCUUCAAAAGAAUAUGUCAGCCUUUGGGAUCAAUCACUAUAUAUUAUUGUGAAGCUGCUAGGUAAGUUUAUACAUAUCGCUCUUAUUUUAAUACCUCCCUCCUCAUUAUUUACGAAAUCUAAAUGUACUACCUAAUUCAAAGAAAACACGUUCUAUGCUGGCAAAUGUUAUAUGAAAUAAGCCAUUUUCGUAGCUUGAGGCUAUAUUUCAGUGCCAUGCAUCACCCAUCACCGUCACGUGCACUUCAAUAAACUAUUUCCAUAACUUGGAGCUGUAUUUCAGUGCCAUGCCUAAACGUAGGUCCGUACUCGGCUUGCUUUGGCGGGUUUGGUCAAUUUGCUAAGUAUGUCGACACAUGCAAAAAUGUGUAAGUAUACGAAAAUCAAAGCAACUUAAGCUUAAAUUAAAAAGAAAAGAAGUGAAUAAAAUAUCUAGACUGGUUUGGCACAAUCUCAACACUUUAGCGUAUAAAGGUGUAUGCGAAUUUUGUAUAGAGCGGUCUCGACCAGUUAUAUGUCCAUGCAAGAUUGUAUAUUGAUCAUGUAUUUGAUAGGUUCAGUCCACGCUCGGCUUGCAUGCAUUCGCGCAUGGGCAUAACGAUAUUUUUCUCGAACUUGCUCCAUUUUUUUCGGAGUACACCGGAUUUUCGGAACACUAAUAGUCGGGGACAGAACACAGUAACAUGACUGUUCUCAACUGUCCUGAUCAUCCCAAUUUCCAAGUAGGAGCACUUCAUAGAAACAAGUGCUUCAUAUAUGUAUAGCACUUCUUUCUGUAUUUUGUUCUGCUAUUCGUCUACAUAAGGCCCGACUUUAUAUUAUACAUGAGAUCAGCAAGAUUGUACUUUUUAACAAUAAUAUACAUAGAAAAUUACUCGAUUCUGAUUGGCUAAGAGGAGUGCAAUUUUAUCGAAGUACAGUGCCAAAAAAUAAAUACAGUACAAAUGCCAAAACAAAAAACAUUCUGAUUCAAAUUUUGACUUUCGAUAACGUGUACUAAGUUGUCGUGCCAUUCAAAUGAGUGAGUAAAUUAUUUAUUUCGCGUGUGUUUCAUGCAUGCAAGUGGCUAAAAAUUACUUCUGCAAAUGUGUAUCAUUUAUAUUUAUAAUAGCAUGGUUUCUCGUCCAAUUGGGAAAAAUAGAAUAUUUGCUUGCUGAUAGGAAUUUUAUGCCUUUCCGCCUGCAUGAGACAUUGGGUAGAUAGGUUGGUUAUUAGGUGUUGGAAACGUAACCCCCAGCCAGAUCAACCCCACUACGUGUUGAAUGUCUUGAUGUGUGUGCAUUAUUAAUACCUUACCCAGCAAACAGAGCGCAAUGCAACACUCAAGUCUAAAUGCCAGGAAAGUACUAUUUUUAAUUAAUCCUUAAUACUCGCUAGUUCAGAGGGAAGGCAUAAACAAACAGGCUUGAGUUUUUCAUGGACUUUAAAUUGCACUUGUGCAGUUUUAAUCGUCUUUGAAAAACCCGCUCGUGCAUGUAAUUUUUUUCAAGUUUCACUCGAAACCAUACUAUUACCAAUACAAGGUGAAUUAUCCUCCUAAAUGUUUCUUUUCCCAACACAUUUAGAAGCAGAUUUAAUCGAUAUUGGUCAUCUGGAUCCGUUGGAAAGGCACAAGGGAAGAUCCAAUCUCGGUCACUAUGGUUACAUAAACCAUAGAUAUUCUUCAUUCAAGGUAAGCCAGUAUUCAUGAAGGAUAUGUUUCAAAACGAUAAAAGCAUGCAGGGCGUUUAGUCGAAGACCAGUAUGUAUAUUAUGCAGUAAUGUAUAGCCUAUGUAAUAUGUAACGAGCUCGUUUUCCUUGACAAGUAUUACCACAGAGAGCUAAAUACGGAUCUUUUUGGGGAGCAACGUAUUGUAUAUUUACAGAAUUACCUGUUUCAUCCAAGAGGAAUCAUCAGUUGGCUGAAACAUUUCGAAAAAUAGGUUGCUUAAUUUAUACGGCCAGAAACGUGUGCGUCAGACAAUACAUGCAUUCAUUGCAUUGUUAACGUUGACGUUGUUUACCAGGAAUUAUUUUUAUAAUUACAGGUCAAAAUUAUUUCUGAUUUUUUGUUAAGUAAAAAUUGUUUAAUAUAGUCCUGCAAACUACAGAGUUGUUCCCCUAAACACAAAUUACAUAUUCAUUUGAUUCUCCGGUAUAAGAAACAGCGUGUUUUAGUAUUGACCAAGUUAUGUCGAAAUCUUGUUCGUUUCUUAAUUGCUAAAUAUAUUUCGAAAGCUCCGUAACAUGAUACGUUCGUGUGUUUAGGCCCGCAGUAAUUGUCAAUAAGCUGUUGCGGUGUCCCAGCCACUCUGUGUAAUUUUAUGCCGGCAAAGUUAAUAAAUAAAUUUAAAAAAAUAAAUAAAAUCCAAUCAUGCUAGUUUUUGAACAAAGAAAAUUGUAUUGAACCGUGAACGGAAAACUUGAUAGGUAUUAUUUCGCGGUAUAGUACGUUGCUUCGCACUCAUCUUCGAGAUUCCAUUUCCAUGCAUCAAUCUUGUGUGUAGUAUCGCAGACAGUUUCAGCUAUUUUUAGUUUGUAGGAACGAAAGGAAAAUACGUUGUGGGGUUCCCCAGGGAUCGAACCUUGGUCCCCUUUUGUUUUUAUUAUACGUCAAUGACCUGCCAAAUUGCUUGGAUAAAUCCUGUCCGGCAAUGUAUGCAGAUGAUACAAAUCUUACAGUAUGUUCAGAUAGCAUUAAUAAUUUGGAGGAAGCACUAAAUUCUGAAAUGAAAAAUAUUCACCAGUGGCUUCUUUCAAACAAGCUAACUUUAAACAUUGAAAAAACAGAAUACAUGAUCAUUGGAACCCGUCAAAGACUAGCUAAAAUUCAAAAAAACACCAGCGUAUCAUGCGGGGGAAAACUAUUGAAACAGGUUUAUUCCAAAAAGACUUUAGGUGUACUGAUUGAUGACAAUCUAUGUUGGAAUGAGCAAAUCGACAACAUCAGUAAAAAGGUAUCGAAGGGCAUUGGUAUGCUGCGCCGUGCAAAGCCAUUUGUCUCUCUUGAAACUCUUAAAUAUAUUUAUCAGGCUUUAGUGCAACCGAGUUUUGAUUACUGCUCCAUGGUUUGGGGAAACUGUGGCGAAGGUUCAAAAGAAAAGCUACAGAGACUACAAAACCGUGCAGCUAGAGUAAUCACAGGUGAUACCUAUGAAAUUCGCUCCACGGAUAUUUUAAAGAAAUUAAAUUGGAGAACACUCGAAGAGAGAAGAAAGGAGCAAAAAUUAGCAUAUGUGGCCAAAGCCCUUUCAAACCAAUGUCCUGAAAACGUUUCAACUAUGUUUAAAAUCUCAAAUUCUGAUAAAUAUAAUUUAAGAAGUAAUAACAAGAUGCUGAUGUUGUCGAAGCCUAAAACAAAUUCAAUGAAAAGGACAUUCGGAUAUGCUGCUGCUAAAGACUGGAACUAUAAAACUAAAAAUUUUAAAUCUACUUAAUUCAUUUGUAAUAUAUAUAUUUAACGUAUCGCUUCGACCCAAACAUUUCUUAGUAUCUUUUAAUAUUUUUAUAAUAGUUUAUAUAAUAGUAUUUCGAGUUUUAAUUUGUAUUUAGUAACACGGCCUAAUGAAAAACAACCUUUAUAAUUUUUGUAAAUACUGAUAGGUAAUAUGGUUGAUUAGUUACCGUGUAUAAAGAUGUUCUAAAGAUAAUAAUAAUAAUAAUAAUAAUAAUAAUAAUUAUGAAAUCGUUCACGUACUUAAAUAGUGGAGGCGUAAAAAUUGUCGAGGAAAGGUCGUCCGUCGUACACACGAGCAAGUGAACUCGUGAGCAACUUGUUAAGGAAAACUAGCUUGUCAAGUUAUCCAGGGAAAGAGUUUGCUUUGUAAAAUCUUUGAAUUACAUUUAGCAUUCUUGAGGUGGAUAGCUAUUCACUACUGUUUAUAUCUGCAAAACGCAAAACAAGUCGCUUACUAAAAUUAUUAUUUAUUUAAAAUUCUCUUGCAUUUUAGGUGAUCGAAUCUGAUUUAGUUGUGCAAGUGUCAUUAAUCGCGGAAAAUCGCAGGUAAAAUCUCAACCGAAAAAUACCUCUGUGUCUUGGUACUGAGUUUUCCACCAGGUGGAUUUCAUCACUAAGCGGGACAGUGCAGCACAUGCCCGUACUCUCUAACAGGAAAGACAUUAGCCUGGACGCCCUCUCUUCUCCCGCCCGCACUAAACGCCUGCCACGCAGGCUAGAAAGACAUUUAUCUCAGGCGCAAUUCAGGUGACGCUUCACUCAUUCGCCGGUUCUUUGGUCAAAAUAUAAAAUUUAACAAGCGACGUUAUUUUGACAACACGUCCCUUGUUUAAGAGGCUGUCUCUCUAAGAACCGACCAAUGACUCUCGGCUCAAAAAAUGAAAAUCUUCGUUACUUUCACAAUGAAAUGUAUUUAACCCAAGAACAAACAAACACUAUUUGGAAUUUUGAAAUUUUAUUGAUUUUUAAAAUUUCAGCGAUUUUUCGGUUCUGCGCCAUCGGGCAGAAAAUCCUCUGCCUAUAUAUCAGGCAUAAAAAUUAGCCGAAUUCAAAUACACAUCAUUUUAAAAGUAUUCAACCAAAUUUUAUGAUUUUUUCACCCGCCACUACGUGAAAAUUAUUCUACUUUGAAACUUACCUUGUUUUAUGAUGCUUUUGCAGAACGAUUAUGGCAAACUUUAGCGAUAACAAGCACCGGGUCUAAAUACGGCUUUGUACACAUAUCAAUUUCGACUUUAAAUUUCUCAAAAGUGGCACCUAACUGGAUUCAGCGACUAAUAUGGUUAAAAAGAGGGAAGUUUGAAGUACCCAUAUCCAUAAUAAAACUUGUUACCAACCGCGAUUUGAAGACUGGACAGCCUCUGAAAUUUGAUACAAUUUGGGUAUUUUGUUUAGCUUCAAUUAUAGCGGAGUUGAGACGUCAGAGCUUCCAGUCACUUGUAAAAUGCGCUGUUGUUCCGUUUUUUUACACAAGCCGUUAAUAUCAUCGUAGUUAAGCGAUUUUUCUGUGUUCAUGAACAUCACAAGUGGAUUUAAUUCGAAAAGAUUUCGAUCGAUGCAGCGAGGCGAACGUGGUACGCUUUCGUAUUAAAAUUAAAUUAGCUACUCGGGGAAAACCCGUAAAUUAUUGUGAAUGCUGAUAUUUAUUCAUCUGAACUCUGUAUGUCUAUUCUGCACGAUUGGAAAUUAAUUUAAACUUGAAAAUUACUAUAGAUAUUGAUUAUUAUAAAAAGAUCCAGUUUGAAUAGGGGUUUUGAUUAGUGUUUCAACCAGGGCUUGGCUGAAAUUUAAUAGAAGAGUCAUAUAUGAAAUGGUCUCCAAAUGACCCCCACCCCAACUCUAUCCUGACCCCUACCCUACACCCACCUCACCUCUAUUGUGAUGUCAUUUGAUCGAGGACCUUUAUAUCAACUUCACCUGGAAUUGUUUAAGGAGAGCUAAUAAAGGGUGAAGUUUAUUUUCAUACAAGAGUUUUCAAAUGACGUCACAAAAACGCGAGGUUGGAGUAGGGUUGGGUUUGGGGCAGAAUCGUACUGGGGGUGUUAGGCCAGGGCAUGUGGGGACUCUUGUAUGAAACGUCGGCCAGAAUAAUGGUAGAAACUGUUCACGAUGUAUUUAAAAUGGGGAAUGUUAAUUAAUGCGUAAAUUACCCCUAUGCAUAAGGUAUAGACAGUAUCAUGUGAAGAUAUAUAGUUGGGAAUCGAAAUUGUCAAAUAUAUUAAUGGAAUUGCUGUGCAUUACACGGUCAUGUUUCUGGUUUUCUGUAAUUGUUGCAUGCACGAUUAAACUGUUUAUGACGGGAAGUGCCACAAUUAGCAAUGACUCUAUUUUACCUCGCUUACCUCGCUGUAACGUUUACCUCGCUGCAUCGAGCCAAAUCUUUUUGAAUUAAAACAACUUGUGAUGUUCAUGAACACGGAAAAAUCGCGUGUGAAAAAAAACCCGAAACGACAGCGCAUUUCACAAAUGACUGGAAGCUCUGACGUCUCAACAACGCUAUAAUUGACGAUAACAAAUUUCUGAGGCUCAGGAGUCUUCAAAUCGCGGUUGGUAACAAGUUUUAUUAUGGAUGUUGGUACUUCAAACUUCCAUUAUUUUAACCAUAUUAGUCACUGAAUCCAGUUAGGUGCCACUUUUGAGAAAUUUAAAGUCGAAUUUGAUAUGUGUACAAAGCCGUAUUUAGACCCGGUGCUUGUUAUCGCUAAAGUUUGUCAUAAUCGUUCUGUAAAAGCAUCAUAAAACAAGACAAGUUUCAAAGUAGAAUAAUUUUCACGUUGGUGGGUGAAAAAAUCAUAAAAUUUGGUUGAAUACUUUUAAAAUUAUAUGUAUUUGAAUUCGGCUAAUUUUUAUGCCUGAUAUAGGCAGAGGAUUUUCUGCGCGACGGCGCUGGUCCGAAAAAUCGCUGAAAUUUUAAAAAUUAAUAAAAAUUCCAAAUUCCAAAUAGUGUUUGCUUGUUCUUGGGGUAAAUACAUUUCAUUGUGAAAGUAACGAAGAAUUUCAUUUUUUGAGCCGAGAGUCAUUGGUUGGUUCUUAGAGAGACAGCCUCUUAAGCUCUCUAUUGUCGUUCCAAAGUCACAUAAUGCGACAUGACUGUGUCGAACAUUUAUCGCUCCAAAUUUCGCUGCACUUAACUAUUUCAUACGUCGCUCUUUUGUCGCACCUAAUAAUUUGUCAGUUACGUACUACUACGUUCGGCGCAUGAGUGGAGCAGCAUCUGAAACGGGCCUGAUUUUUUGCCUUCAAGGCUUUAAUAUGAGUUGUUUGGUGGUAAAUACGCGUGUAUAACAGUUUUUAGCGUCAUUUAUUUGCUUUCUUGAUUGUCAAUAUAUUAGAGGUUGACCACCAUUUAAAAACUUAACUAUGCAAUUUUCCCUGCAAAUUUCUGAUCAUAUAAUCUAACAAGUACAAAUGCAUUGAUAUAUAGUUUACAAGCAACACUGGCGACUUAUGGUAUUCAUACUCAAACACCAAAACAAGUCGAACCGAUACAGAUAUGGCCUCCGAGUGAAUUAGUGAAGGUAGGCCUUUAAUGUGUAUUAUUUUCGUUCUUGACGAUAAGCGUCAUCUUUGCUGAAACUAGUAACUUAAGGAUGGAGUAAUUAAGGCAAUGCAAGAACAACGACUAAAAAGUCUGCUACAAAUAUAAAAUAUAUCAUUGUAUAUAUUAUGAAAUUCACACGAAAUUUUGUUAUGAAAUCUUAUGACUAAUUUUGUUAAAUGCAUGUAAAUCAUAUGCCUUGAAAAGUUACCAUUAUCAGAACAUUUUGCGUGAAAAACAGAGCCAACGCGUCAUUUUGUGUUCGCUACUUGAUGUUUUCGUUCUGUUUUCCUAAGGCCUCGAGCCCCUCACAUCAACAAAUUAAUAAAGUUAACCCUUACCCAGAGUUAUUCCCGUUAUCUGGGGGAGAACAGAACCUAGAAAUUACGAAGACCAGGCUGAAGUGGGAAUCUGACAAACGUUAACUAAUAGGUGUACAAGAAGCUUGGUGUAAACAAGAAGUUAGCUCUUAGUGGAAGACCUACUCGACCAUUUGGUUCAUUAGCUACAAGCAAGGUAAGUUUGUUAUAUUUUAGAUAACCUGUUAUCCUGAUUGUAUGAGUUUUAAAUCCACUAAGGCUCGACGAAGUCAUUUAGUUGGUUGUUAAUGUCAAACUUAUCCGGUCCUGCAUCCCCAGACCGCCAUUAAAGGCCAUGCAAUUGUUAAUAACGCGGAAUGAGCAAGAAAAAAAUGCUCCUAUCGAUUCAAUCUUUGAGAAUACGAUAUUUUUCUCCACCCGACAUUUUAAUUAGAAAGGAAAGUUAGAUUUACCCUAUAGCUCUUCCUAUCGUUCCAAUUCGGUGCAUUUAAGUGCACUAUAGCUAUCGCUAUGGCAAGUGCAGAAUGAUACAAAUAUUAAAACGUAUAGUGUGCCUUCCUUCUGAGACAUUGGGGAGCGAAGUUCCUUAUUACCUUAUUAUUUAUAAUUGAUGGGACAAGUACCAGGGCUGCAAAUUACUGUCGGACAUCGGACAAUGUCCGACUAAAUUUGGCAAAUGUCCGAGCAAAAGUAAUUUUGAUCGGACAUUGGUCCGAUCACAAAAAAAAUUUGUCACACAUUUUUUUGCUGUGACAAAAUCUGAUUGCCAAUUCACUCAAUUUGCAUUUUGCAAUAAGGCAUUCUAGCAUUUUACUUAACGUGGCGCCGGAAUGGCUAUACAUACUUGUCUCGUGACUUAUAUAUAUUUUGUGACAUAUAUGUCCGACCAAAUUUAGUGAUGUUAGUUUUUGUCCGACCAAAUUCAAGUUAUGUCCGACCAAAAUUAAAAGUGAUCGGACAAAUGUCCUGUCAAGUCAAGUAUUUAUUUGCAGCCCUGAGUACUGACUUACAAAGGACAUACAAAACAUGUCGAGGAGUCAGGUAAAUUAUUGCCAAAGGGGUCAUUUCGCCUAGUAUGUUAACAGGUCAGGAAACGCAACACUUGAGCCAUAAUGUGCGAAAGUAUAGUCUUUAGUAAUUGCAUGUGUUAAAGUAAUUAUAGCAAGUGAAAAUGAAAGCGAAAGUAUACUGUUUAGCAUGAAUUGUUUUUUAUAGUUUUUGUUUGAGAAAUUUUCUUCCUAAGGUGAUGUUGGUUAUACCCAUCUUUAGGGCGUGGUUUAGUUUCUUACCCAACCGCUUCCUUUAAAUAAAAGUUUGCCUGCUUACCCGACUAAUAACCUGGGGCCGGUUGUAUAAAAAAGUGAUUAAAGUUAACUACAGUAUAGUUAAGUGCAAACGUCAUCCAAUAAGAAGCGCCUAUUUGAGAGUUAAUCACUAUUUAACUAAAAAAUAGUGAUUAAAAAAGUGAUUAAGAGUUUUAUACAACCGGCCCCUGAUUCUAGGAAUGAAGAAUAUUUGGCCUGGCCUUAAAUUUUAUUACCAUGCACAUGACAAAAGUAUAUGGACAAUAUAUUUGACCAAUUUUGGAUGCGAAUCCAUGUUGGUCCGUACCUUUUUGAAAAAUACAGUAGAUAUUUGUUGUUUGUUUAGAUUUAUAGAAUUCUGGGUUGCACAGUGUUAUGUUAUCCAAUUAUUUUGGACGAAAGAGACUUUUAUAUGUCUUUGGAUAUGUCACUUUUGAUUGACGAAUUUCAGGUUAGCUGGUACUUGUUAGUUUAUUGUUAGUUAUUUUUUGUGUAGGUUUGCUCCCUCUAGCAACAGACAGAGAUAAGGUUAUCUGAAAUCUUGUGCCUCCUAAUAACCUCAUAAACGUAUACGUUUCAUAUCGAAACUCAAGGUUUGAGAAAAUUAAUCAGGGGACGCAAUCAGGUUCGCUACUUUAUUUCAAAGUGAAAUAGCGUACCGGCAAGAUAGAAUAUAAGAAUAGUUAACCCGUCAUUAUUCUCUAUGAUCGUGAAGGGUUAACUAAUUAUUUUUACCAUCCACUAAUAAGUUUAGUCGUCUUUAUAGCGUUAAUCGUUCCCUUACAUUUUGAAGGAUUUUUUGUAGUUAAUACUUGUUUAAGAUAAAAAGAUUUCAUUGGUUGUAGAGAAAGUUGAGUUUUAUCCGCAAUAAUUGGAAUAUGAGAGGUCGACCUACAGUCUGUCUUCUUAUUAGAGACAAUCAUACCAGGUAAAGUAAGCAACAUGUUGAAGCAUUAUUUGUGGGCCUGCUUAUUUAGUUAUUUUAGGGGGUGUAGCUUAUUGGGGAGGGGCUAAUUAGAGAGGGCGGGCUUACUGAAUUAUUUAAAACGAUCUCAGGAAAUUCAAGACCAAUCUGAAUAAUCUUUUUCCCUAUACAGAGGAACACAUUUUCAGGAAUUUCUUGAUCUCAUGGCGCGAUUAAAGAGAGGAGAAUGUGAUGGAGUGAAAACCAGGCUAGGCCGACUUCAGGUAUACUUGCUGUAGCUGUAAUAAUUUUUCUCUAACAUUCUUAGAUGUCUAUUGUUGUAAGUUUUGAUCCAUUUUGACCUAUUUCGGGCUAUUCCACAAAGCCACAAAAUUAAUGUUCUACUAAUUGUAGUUUAUGCUAAUAUUAGGCCUUGUACUGUCCGCAAUAUAGCAUAUAUUGAAUUAUAAUGUAUCAAUAUUAAAUAUAUUUUUUGUUUUGGGCUAAAUCACCAAAUGUUUUGAAGAAUCUGCUAGCUGAAUAAAUAUAUUUGUUUUUAGACCUUUAUUUCUGGUUCGUGUAUUGAACACUUGGAUUUUCUCAAAGACACUGGUCACGUUGUGAGGUUGGUUUAGACGUACGUUGCUUUGAAACAUUUAGGUUCCCCCCUGCAGGUUUUUCCUGCAAGACAGCACACCAAUAAGGGAUGACCCUUGCUCUUUAGUGUAAAUGCUUUCUUUUAAUUUAGGCUUCCAACUGUAUAGUAACAGUAGACCAAAUUAGGAUGAACCUCAUGGACUUUUAGGAAGAAGCAGUAUAAAUGAAGUUUUAUUGAAAAUUUACUAUUUAUAACACUGUUCGUUUAUUAUUAGUAACACUGCAUCAAUAAAGAAUGGCACUUGUCCUGUAAAGAGAUAAUUUUACAAUGAAAUAGCUAUGUACAGUAAGAAUUAAGUUAGUUCAGUUAAUAGGUUUUCCCCUGUGCAUGGUAUGUAAUAUUACACUGGAGCGGUAAAAGUUUAGUGGUUCCUACUAAAUCUCUGGUUCUUAUAAUCUUGCACUCGAAAUUUACAGAAACCCCUCAACUGCUAGUUCUAUCGAGGGAGAUGCUCGGAAUCUCGAUAUUUACCCAUACCUUAAGCCGGUUUUCCACUAGCGAAUUUUCUCACGGCGCGAAGCGAUCUUUUUCCUUUGUCGGCAUCCAUUUUGCCACGUCGCUAGUGGAAAACCGGCUUUACAUUGGCAUCGCCCAUGCACUAUGUAGUAUUUAAAACACGAGCAGGAGCGGUUUAUCAGAUAUAAAGAUACGAGGCGAAGCCGGGUAUCUUUAGGUCUGAUAAAACGCACUGCUCAUGUUUUAAAUUGCUUCAAAAACGAUCGAUCUAGCAAUCUCUUUGGCGAAGUAAUUUUCAAAAAAUACGUUGUGUAAGUCGAGAAAAUCAAAGAUAAAGUUUAUGUAAAUCAAGGGAAAUCUCUAUCACAUUAAAGAUACGACACGCUUAUCGGAUUUUUCUUUGUGUUUUCCUCUUGAAUUAUUGAGUUUUUGAAAUAUAUACAAUACCUUGCGGUUAAUAUUCGUCAACAGGACUCUAGCUCUGCCUCAGUUGGUUAGAGCUCUGCAACGGAAUCGCAGGACCGCCGGUUCGAUUCCUGCGAGAGGACCUAUAGUUGCAUUUUAUGCAACUGCUCCUGGUUUGCUCUGAAAAUUGUAUAUAAUCUUCCUCUAGAAAUUUCUAUCUACAAAAAUCCUUCGACUAUUAGUUCUAUCGAGCGAGUGCCCAAAAUCUCGAUAUUUACACAAAAUAUACUUGCUGUUAGACUAGAUAAAUCAAAGACUGUUAAUCAAACUAAACCGAUAAAUAAAUCCAUGAAUUGGAUAGAUAAGCAAUGCACGCAUGAUCAAUUAAAUAGGUCAUUCCAGUUUAAAUAUUGUACUUCCGUUGCCUCUUGUCAUACAGCAGUAAAAGCAGUGCUAGCAGUGAACAACAAGUUGAAGAAGAUUUUGUUUUUGAGAGGAUCAAAGAAGAUUCAUUUUCUGAACAAGAAGUUUCAGUUCACACCAUAGCCGACACAACAGAGGAGGAACGUCUCGUAGUACACAAAGAAAAGUGUUUCAAUAAAGACGAACUUCGUUUAACAUCAAGCGAGGACUUGCUGCAGUUGUUAACCAAAUCUGAGGCGAUGAAUAAAGAAGUUUUCAUCCUGGAAUUGUUGAUAAAACGUGAAGGAAUGAAGUGCGUGACACCAGAAGGUAAAGUCCUUUAAAAAUAUAUGGUGGUUUUUAAUGUGCCCUGAACAUGCGCACAGCAUGCAAUUUUGGAAAAUAUCAUUUCAUUUCUGCGAUUAUUAAAUUAAACAUAUCGAGGACAAAUGCGAACGAAAGAUUUACUAAACAUGGUCAGAGUCAAAUUUCACAUCAAAAUAGCCAGGAUAAAUUAUUAUUUAUUGCUAUGAUCGACCAAUAAACCGUAAAACCUGUUCAUAUCGAUUGGCGACCCUUAUACCAACCUCAUUCCCAGGGUCUUUCUCAAAUGCCCUUAUACGACAACCUAUUCGGAUACAGCAAACGCCACCCAAGUAGUAUCAAUGGUCUGCAAUUAUGUUUCUUCAGGAAACCCCAUAAAAUAGUUUGCAUUUUAUUAAGAUUGCAUGGUCAAGUUGACUGUUCAUUUUUGCAUGGUAUACCUUAUAUCAUGUUUACAUAGGCUCCCUGGAUGAAUUAGUUCAUAAAUUAUACCUCAAAGCCGGACGUGUUCAAGAUUGGGAUGUUAUACGCCACUGCAGUGGAUUACUGAGGAAGAUUGUGGAUAGUUUGGCUCCAGCAAUAUCAACAAUAUUGGUUCAUGGAAAAGUGGUAGGUAUCCCUUUGUACAGUAGUGAUGCACCAAUAUCCAUGUUGGCGUAUUGGAGAUCGGUAUAUUGACCUUAAAUUCAAAAUAUCGGUAUCGGUAUUUUUGUUGCCAAUUUUUAUAUAUAACAAAUUGAUACAAUAUAUUUUAAAUUUAGAGUAUAUUUUUAAUUUCAAUUUCAUUGUAACAUUCAACAUAUUGUUGUUAGAAUGUUAGGGUUUGUAAUACAAGUGAGAAUAUAUACAUUUUAAGACCUAACAAGGAACGACUUCGAAAAAUGCAGGCACAAGGUCCUUUGGUAGGAAUUGAACCUAGGCAGGCCGUAUGGUCAAUUCCUACCAGAGGACCUUGUGCUGCAUUUUUCGCAGUCGUUCCUGGUUAGAUCUUAAAAUGUAUAUAUUCUCACUCAUUCUAAUAUUAAUUCCACCAAGUGAAGUGCAAGAAUCCAAAUCAUUGAAGUCUACAUAUUUUUGUUAGCAUGUAUACAUGUAUGGUAUACUGUAAGUGUUAAUACAUGAUUGGCCACUCUGAACACUUAGUUAUGAAGAAUUUUCUACAGGAAGUCCAAUUGCCAUUUGUGAAUUUCGAAGUGAAAAAAUAUGGGCCUUGAAUAUCGGUAAUCGGAAUAUCAGUGAAUUUUCAUAUCCGUGCAUCACCUUUGUAUCCUGAAAGCACUCACUAUAGAGAUACAUAAAACCCCAACCCUGAAAGAAAACUGCACGCUUGUAAUUAGUUAGGUGUGAGAAUAUCUUUGAAAGGAAGUCGAGAUAUCACUUUCAGGCUUUUCAACGACUGUUGUGUCUUGAGUUUGUAAGUUGAUAAUAUUCCGCGUAUAUGAAUUUCUUAUUAAGGAAAAAUCUUGUUUGUUUUGCAACAGGUAACAUUGGGUAUGUUUGGUCAUGAAGAAAGAGUUGUUUAUGAACCUUUAACUCCGGGAGCAAUUGAGGUAGGAAAGAAUUUUCUGGCUGAUGUGAAUGAGUAUAUGCAGAAUUUUCGGCAAGACAAAAAAAUAAUUGCAUGGUUUAAGUACUAUUUAAAACACGAGUAGGAGUGUUUUAUCAGAUAUAAAACGCGAGGCGCAGCCGAGAAGAAUACUAAUUAGGAUGAACCAUUAUAUAAUCAUACUAAUUAGGAUGAACAAUUAUAUAAUGCCACAUGCUUUAUCAGAUAUAAAGUAACUCCACGUGACAUCUUAUGGCUGACAUGAUUUGCCACAAGGUUUAUGAAUUAUUAAUGAGCAUUUUAAGGACUAUAUAGUUAAAACAUUUAAAACAUUCGCAGCAUGCCGAUCUUUAUCUGAUAUACAAACUCGAGCCGAAGGUUUUGGCUUGAGUUUGUAUAUCAGAUAAAGAUCGGAUGCGAAUGUUUUAACGUGCUUAAAAAACGAUCCAUCUUAUGAGUUCAUUGGCGAAGUAAUUUUAAAAAUAAACAUUGUCUAAGCCGAGAAAAUCAAAGCUGAAGUUUUAUGUUUAUCCGAUUUACAAACAUUGAUUAAACAUUCAUUUCUUUUGAAUUUUCUUCAUGAAUUAUUAAUGUUUUUUUAAGUUAUCAUAUAGCUAUGUUUUUAUUAAGGGUAGGUAGGUCGCGAAACAUUUGUAUUUGAGUGAUAUUUUAUAAUAAUUAACACUGCAUGUGUAUGAUACGAAAUUGGACACAAAUACAACACAUAUGGAUUAAAAGCUAUUAUUAACACGAUUAAACAGGAUUGUGACAGACAAAAUGUUGAAACAAAUUUGAAAUAUUUGCAAUUAUCUCAAUAAAAUGUUUAUCAUAAGAGAUAAAGCUAAACUAUUUUUUAUGUUUUAGAAAAUUUUGUUUGAAUACUGCAGCCCUUAUGAUGUGCGUGAGGCCGUCUUACAACAAGAAGUAGGUGUUUUUCGUUACCUAUUAUGACCGAACUAAAUCAGUCUUAUAUAUUCAGUUUAAUCUAAUUAAAUUUAAUUUUAUAAAUUUAAUUUUAUAUUAAUUAAAUUUGAUCGUCUUUGCUUACUUUUGUAUAUACAGAUGUUAAUCUAUCUUGCAUCGUUUAUUUCUACAAAUCCUGAUGUCUAUAAUGGAAUGUUGAAAAUUAGAGUUGGGUAUGAUAUAAACGAUAUAAAGUAGUAUAGCCAUUGCAGUUUUUGGAGUGCAAUUAUAGUAGUAUAUAUAGUAACGACUACAUCAUCUUACACUAGAACUACUAUACAAACUACAGUGACUCUGGAAAGACAUUUACAAAGUUUCAUGUUUUAGAUGGAUAGUUCAAGAAAUGAAAAAUUUGCUAGAAAGACAUUUUCCAAAUGAAAAUAUCGAGGUAAACACUUUCUAGAACUUCUAGGUUCGUUUCGUUUGACAUAAUUACCUCUGCCAUGGAUAUUGCCCAAGGACUUAUUGAUUAUAUUUUCGUUAAAUGUGGGUGAAAAUGGAAUGAGAAAUUAGGAAAAGUUUGUCUUGCUCUGCCGGGCAGAGUUAACUGAAUGCGUAAUUAGCCCAUUGUAUAAAUUAUGCAUGAUACGUAACUUAAUUCGCUGGCGGAGGUAUGCACUCUGCGAUUGCCUUCUAGUUUAUUAUCCUAAUCGGAGGAUCAUCACCCUUUCAUGACAAAAAUAAUAUUUUGUCCCAUGCACUUUUCGCCCACACGAUUAGAUGUUAUUUACAUGUAUGUUCAUUUAUAUUGUGAUAUAGAAAUUGCAAUAUGAGGGAUCUAAAAAUCGAAAUUCACAUUAUUAUUUACAAUUUGUUAUUCAUAGUCAGUCUACACGUUUCCUCCAAGUCGAGUAAAAGCGUUACUUUGGAUUGUUUUAACAUGUGAAGGACGUAUCAACGGGCUUGAUCUGGCUCCAAGGUAUUGAAAGCUUAGUCUACGUUGUACUAUAUAAUAUUGUGCAGGAAACCAAGGCACAAUAUGGCAUUGCCUACGUUGUCGUAGGUGAGUUGUGUGCUUGAUUUACACAGUACAACUCAAGUUGUAAGCAGGUGGCAUGCGACAGUUUUAGGCAAAAGUUGUGCAAUAUAAAUCCAGCCUAAACAAUUAUUGGUUCGCAGUUGACGUCAUGAAGGACAUGUUGGAAAAACGCUUACAAAAGAAUAUCAUUAGCAGCGAUUGUAUUUGAAACGUAUUUUUCUCCAACAUGGCUGCCAUAAGUUUGUCUUGUAGAUUUCAAACCAUGAAAAUAGCUAUAAAUGAAAAUAGUUGCCCGCUCAAUAUUUUGAUAUUAAAAUUGCAAAAAACGUCCCAUGCGUGUAUUUUAUAUAGCUAUACAGUGCAAAAAUAUAGAAUAUAGAAUAUCUUUAUCUGUGAAUAGUAUCUACAUUAUAUCUUAUUGGAUUCUUCUGAGCCCAGUAUCGUAAAAUAUUGGAUCGGCACGUGACCUUCUCAACGAUUACUGAUUGGUUAAGUGCGCGCGAGUGUAUAGUAAUAAUAAUUAUCUUGUUCAAGAUUCGCACAGAGUGCGCGUUUUGCUCUAAAUUCGGUCGCGGAUAUUCUUAUAGAAAUGUUCUAGAACAGCGUCAACUCAAUGGAGCAAUGCACCGAGUCCCUACUGGUUUCUAUUCUAUGGGUAAUGCCUAUCAACUUAUAAUAAAUCAAAUUCGUAUCAAAAUUCUGUCAUAGUAUUAGCAAAAAAUAUUAUUUACAAUUCAAUUUUAGUUUGGAAAAUUUUGGGUCGUUCAGACAGUGGUUUUGAGCUAUCGAGGUCAUCAUUACCCAAGGUAAGGGCAUGACCAGAAAUUGCGGCCACAAAUUGAAAGCUAGCUCGUCUUAACAAAGCAUGCGUAGAUUUUAUUUGCUGACGUGCACUGAAUACUAAUGAGGCGAACAAAUAUAAUUACAAGAUAUAGUCGGUAAAGUUUUUCAUUUAUUGGUAGAAUUUUCUGUGCAAUUUCCUAUCUUGGAUGCAUUGACAUGACGAUUGAAAUAGAGAUGACGAUGAUAUCUCGUGCAAAAUUCUAAAAAACUUCAAAGUUUGUUGUCUAACAUAAAUAUGCCGAAAAUGUGCACCAACAUUGAAAACAAAUAUAUAUUAACCCAAAUGUUUAGAUUGUUUAUAAUUGUUGGGUUGAACGAAAUUGUGUGCAUAGCAUAGUUUGAAGAGCCGUUGGAAUAUAACGCUGACGUCACCAAAGUUUCCUGUAAAAUUUUAUUGGAUACCGAGGUUGAUAAUUUCUCCUCAAUUUCACAUCAUAUUUCAUGCACUUUCAGUUUCCCACGAUGGAUGAGAUGACGGAAGGAGAAAAAAACUUUGCACUUAAAGUUGAGGAAUUUUUAAGUAGUGUUCCAAAACCAGAAUACCGGCAGCUGUUGGUUGAG
Paramuricea clavata is the source of this 18661-nucleotide messenger RNA. The record is from the annotation of a GenBank genome assembly. Lineage: Eukaryota; Metazoa; Cnidaria; Anthozoa; Malacalcyonacea; Plexauridae.